GCAGGAAAGCGGCCCUCGAGGACCGGCGGCCGCCCACAGCAGUUUAUGGUAUUCGGGACAAUGUUUUCUUUGUCGUAACUGAAAGUUGGAGUCGCUAGCAAAAGCGCAGAAAAGCAUGGCAUGCCUGGAAUUGAACCCCAUACUGCUACUAUGAGGCCGACAAAACCGCCACUGGGUCAUUGUGUCGCCUUACGUCUUUACGUAAGCCAGAAGGGGUUUUUCCCCAAUGAUCCUGAGCAGGACGCGGAAUAGGCAAGAUGGAUUUUCCCCUCACUUUUUAACUUCCUGAUAACAAUGGCAGGUUACAGCCAUUCUUCCCAAUUCCCAGUAGACCUGAGCCCAGAGGAGCGCUCAGAGCUGGAGGACAUCCGCAGAAGGAAGGGGGUCCUGUUACAGGAGAUCCAGAGGCUCCGCGAGGAGCUCAGGGAGGCCAUUUUGGAGGUGGAGGGGCUGGAGGCCAGCACAGAGGGCAGUAAAACCCUUCAGAAAAAUCGACAUGUGGCGAUGGGAAGGAAGAAGUUCAACAUGGACCCUAAAAAGGGCAUCGUGUUUCUCGUGGAGAACGAGCUGCUCAGACACACUCCGGAGGACAUCGCUCAGUUCCUCUACAAAGGCGAAGGCCUCAACAAGACGGCCAUCGGCGACUACCUCGGAGAAAGGGACGACUUCAACAUCAAAGUGCUGCAGGCCUUCGUUGACCUGCACGAGUUCACCGAUCUCAACCUCGUCCAGGCCCUCAGGCAGUUUUUGUGGAGUUUCCGUCUGCCCGGUGAAGCCCAGAAGAUUGAUCGGAUGAUGGAGGCAUUUGCCCAGCGAUACUGUCACUGUAACCCCGGCGUCUUCCAGAGCACCGACACGUGUUACGUGCUGUCCUUCGCCAUCAUCAUGCUCAACACCAGCCUCCAUAACCCCAACGUGAGGGACAAGCCGGCCGUGGACCGCUUCAUCUCCAUGAACCGAGGCAUCAACGACGGAGGCGACCUGCCCGAGGACCUCCUGCGCGUAAGGCGAAGCUUCCGCCCCCCCCGUCCGCCGCACCGCCGCGCGGCGCUCGCCCCUGAUUUCUCUCUCUUCUCGCUCCAGAACCUCUACGAAAGUAUCAAAAACGAGCCCUUCAAGAUCCCCGAGGACGACGGCAACGACCUCACGCACACCUUCUUCAACCCCGACAGAGAAGGCUGGCUGCUCAAGCUCGGGGGGCGGGUGAAAACCUGGAAACGCCGAUGGUUCAUCCUCACAGACAACUGCCUCUACUACUUUGAAUACACGACGGACAAAGAACCUCGAGGCAUCAUCCCCUUGGAGAACCUCAGCAUCCGCGAGGUGGAGGACCCGCGCAAACCGAACUGCUUCGAGUUGUACAUCCCCAACAACCGCGGUCAACUCAUCAAGGCGUGCAAGACGGAGGCGGACGGCCGCGUGGUGGAGGGAAACCACAUGGUGUACCGCAUCUCCGCCCCCACGCCCGAGGAGAAGGACGAGUGGAUCCACAGCAUCAAGUCUGCGGUCAGCGUGGACCCCUUCUACGAAAUGCUCGCUGCCAGGAAGAAACGUAUAUCGCUGAAGAAGAAAGAAGAGCAGGCCUAGAGUGUUACCCGCGCCGCCCCCCUCCUUUUUCGCCUCCCUCCGAACUCCUCGUCGUCCCCGCGGCCGCCACGUUGAACACACUGGCCGGCAUCCGCGCGGGCGAGGGACCGCCGUGCCGUCCUCGAAACGAGAACUCUUCGGAAAAUUCUAGCUGCAAAGGCUCAUCACAUGGCAGUGCCCCCCCCCCCCGCCCCCCCAAGUAUGUGCAAUUUUUUUGGGUUUUUCUUUUGGUGGUCUUUCUGGGGUGCCACCAGAUUGCGACAAAACAUGGUCUCCUAUAAAAGCGGUGCUUUGGUGUCAUCUUGUGAUAAUCGCGUGUCGAGGCACUAUGUCGACGUGAGUGGAGGAGCUUCCAGUCGCACUGGACGGGCCGAAUGUCCCAACUUGUAGCAUCCUGCGGAAGCUAUAAGCAUUGGCUGGGGGGGCGGGGGGGGGGGGCAUUCAUGACUUGAUCCGGGGAAGGGCUCGCUCCAUCCCCAUCCCGCCGCAAGUGCUUUGUCACAACGCUUUCCUGUUUUAUUGGCCUCAAUCAAAGCCCCCCCCCCCCCCCCCCGCACUUCAGCUUCCAGCCCAGCCCAACACAACCAAAAGCCGCGAAAUGGCGACAAUAAAGCUCCUCAACUCGCCGCUUUUCUAUGAGGCAGGGCAAUGGCAUGUCGAGUAGAAGCUCCUCCCAUCACUUCAACGUGGCUCCUCGGCACAAAGAUGCCAGAGGAUGGCGCCAAAGAACAACUUUUGUGUGCUUUGGCGCCACCCUGUGGCAUCUCGGGUGUAGGAUGAAAGCACUUUUUUUUUUUUGAAAUCAGCCAGAGCUUUGAAUACAAGCUCCUUCUCUCACUUUUGCCAUCGUGGGACCAGAAUGGUGCCAAAGCACCACUUUUCUAUUUAUACUUUGAUGCGAUUCGAGAACAUUUGAGAAAAUACACCAAGCAAAGUCAACAAACAGAGAAUAAGUCCAAAAAAAACCAACAACAACAUGAAUUUACGAGAGAAUCAUGACUAGGCGGGGGCGGGGGACACUUAUUAAUAAGCAAUUAUCGGAUUUAGCUCCCCCCCCUCUGAAAAAAACAAAGUCCUCAUUACUCCAGCCUCCAUUCUUGACAAGUAGAUGGAAGAGGUGACAUUUUGACCCCCCCCCCCCCUCAUCCAAGGCAGCUCAUGACGUUGUACGCCUUUUUUUUUCCUCUUUAUGUUCUUGUAAAUAGACGUUCGCAUCUUUGUUUACAGCACACCCGGAGAGACCAUUUAAUUUAUUGUUCCCCGUUUUGUACAAGCUACUGUUAGGAGCACACGUAGACGUGCGCAAAGUCGCCAACGAGUCUUUAGCGUGCCUAGAAGAAGAGCCGCCGGGAUACGUGCCGUUUUGCCCGGUGAAGCACAAGCCUCCGUGAAAUAAUCCCACCUUGUUUUCUUGCAUUUCUUCGGCUUCCGUCCAGGUCGAACCAGUCCAGUCCUGCGACCUUGUUUUAAAUGAACCGGAUUUGACACGUUGAUGCUUUUUGUCGACGCUAACUGAACUCAAGAUGCGUUAAUUGUUUUCACUGCACUUUAUUAGUUCCUUGCGCCUGCCGCGUGCGUUGGUGAAUCAGCUCGCCAAUAAGUGAGGGCGGGGCUAGGGGAACCCCAUGCAGGCCAAACUCGGAGGGAAGUCUUCUAAAAAAAUUCAAUCUUUCGAUCAUAUUUUGAUGGCCCCUGUUGGAAAAUAAAAAAAACGGGUUCCCCACCGCACGUUGAUACAAAACGCGAUCACCUGCUCUCAUUCAAGUUCAAAAGGUCACGACCUUCAUGCUCUGUAGGUGGGUUUUUUUUCUUCUCUAAAUAUUUUACUUCUUGAUUCCAAAAAAAAAAAAAAAGGUAGCAUGAGACUGAAUGAUGACGCUGAUCGCAUUUGGACCUUUUGUAGCCGCGGCGACGGCCAAGCGGAUGAACACAAACUUUGUGAGUUGCCUUUACGUUAGUCGUUUCUCUCCCAAAGCUUGCAAAGGCCCGGCCGGCCUUCUGCCAAUCCCGUACGUGCUUUUUGUGUAUUUGCCUGUGGGCCUUCUUCGACCUUCUGGAAGUUCUUGAAGUGCAAAGUUGCCAAAAAAAAGGAAAAAAGUCAAAAGAUCCAAGUGUUACAAACUGCACAGCAAAACUCUUUUGUUUCUGAGCCACCUCUUUCUGAAAAUGUCUUUAUUUUCUAUUUAUUUAUUGACUUAUGCCGAAGUGAAGAUGGAGCUAGAUAUGAUGUAAAUGUAGCAAAUGGUGCGAACCGCACACACACACACACACACACACACACACACACACACACACACAUAUACAUUGGUGCCAGUAAACUACAGUGACAAUAAAAAGGUGAUGAUUGACUGUU
Messenger RNA from Hippocampus zosterae (dwarf seahorse), 3940 nucleotides. RefSeq names its product cytohesin 2 (gene cyth2). Lineage: Eukaryota; Metazoa; Chordata; Actinopteri; Syngnathiformes; Syngnathidae. The record is from RefSeq and is a predicted model, not a curated record. Gene Ontology annotation, biological process: regulation of ARF protein signal transduction. The coding region runs from base 295 to 1587 and encodes 430 amino acids. Gene Ontology annotation, molecular function: guanyl-nucleotide exchange factor activity. The transcript is spliced from 11 exons.